Messenger RNA from Leishmania major strain Friedlin, 5262 nucleotides. RefSeq lists its product as hypothetical. Bases 1 to 5262 code for a protein of 1753 amino acids. The transcript has a single exon. The record is from RefSeq and is a predicted model, not a curated record. Lineage: Eukaryota; Euglenozoa; Kinetoplastea; Trypanosomatida; Trypanosomatidae.
AUGUUCGGUGGAGUACCUCCCGGUGCCGCCGAUGGCUUCAUGUACGGCAGGCAAAACCCGACCAUGAUGCACGGCUCCAGUUAUGGCACCUCCACAAUGGGGCCCUAUGCUGGCCCGAUGGGCAGCAUGUACGGCAUGGGCAGCCUGAUGGGGUCCAUGGGUGGUGGCAGCUACGGAAUGAGCGGCUACGGCGCAAGCGGCUUCGGUGGUAGUCUCUACGGCGGCUCUCUGUUCGGCAACACCGGUAGUCUCUACAGCACGGGAGGCUCCCUCUAUGGCAACAACGAUCCAAAUGCAGUGAUAGGCAGUAUGCGCGGCAGUUUUAUGGGCUCCAUGUUCGGCGGUUUCGGCUCCAUCUACCAAGUCGACGGUCCCCACACGAGUCUUGGUGUGGUGCGCAAGCAGUCUAUUCCAGGCUUCUCCUACACGUUCGGGUCGAACCUGGGCACUACCGCGUACCGCCCCAGCUUUCACGUCGAUUCGGCAGCGUCGCGUAGCGGCAGCAUACGGGAUAACACUUUUCGCACCUCCACCUUGAUGAAUGCCAGCGAGCACGAGGCGGAGCCGAAGGCGAAGGCCGAGGAGACGGCCCGGCAGCACGGCUCGACCGGCGUUGACAAGGACGGGAAAACCAUUGCGGAGGAGCCCGAGUCGAUCAUGAAGAAGCGCACACCGCCAACAGAAGCGCCAAAGUCGCCGCCGACGGCGUGCCAGCAGGGCAGCGGCGACACAGCCGAUCAGGCGGCGGUGCUCUCUAGCGAUUUUCGUAUCCACAACGUGGCGGUGCUGGAGCAGGCGGGCGCCGGAAGUGCAACCGUGACGAAGAAAGGCGAAACAUGCGUGAUGAAGGGCAAGUCGUUCGCGAUGGAUGAGGUGGUGGAGUACAAGCCAGCGAACAAGAGGGCCGCCGUCGAGUCGCGUCAUCUGAACGACCUCAUCGAACACGUGCUCGCAGGCCACAACAGUGCGAUCCUCGUCGCCGACGACGGCAAGGCAGUAGGCGCCGCCAAGGCGGCUGUGGAGACGACCAUGACAAAGCUGAUAGAGGAACUCAGGAAGCCGGCACGCAACAGCUACGCGGGUCUGUCGAUGACCAUGUGCAGCUUGCCAAGCAACACAACGGUACGCGAUCUCCUCGUUCACGAUGCGAAGACGAUGCCGUUGAAGACAGGCAACUCGCCGCUUUUCGGGCCCGCUGUCGUGGGCCUCAAGUCAGAGCCCAUCGAGAGUGGUGCCCGCUUCGUGGAGCUGUACGACACCGCACUGAAGCGCGGCGAUCAGAAGUCGAUAAUGGUGUGCAUGGUGGUCGUGUUGCAGAUGCGGCCAGCCUCGGGCGAAGGCAAGGGAGAGGUGUUCCUGUCCUCUGUCUUCAUCGGCGUCAGCCGUACCGGCCCAAAGGCGUUCCACGACAUCAUCGACAAGCUUCCUGCCUCUGCGCACGAGAUCUUUCGCUACGCAAUUGACGGCCCUACAGCGUGCGUGCACGUCGUGUCGGUAAGCCACGACACGGCAGACGCGACGGUGCUGGAAGAGGCGGCGAAGGUCGGCGCGGUCCAGAACAGCCCAGCACGUAGCGGCAACGUGCACCGCUUCAUCGACUUCACGGAAAGCCAACUGAAGAGCAUGCUGAAGCGCCGCGAUGCGAGCACCGGCUCCGAGAAGGCGGAGUUUGACAACCAUGUGAAGCGGCUGAACGUAGUGCUGCAGGAUGCGAAGAGUCUUCUGUCCAACCCUCAAAAAACGGUACCGCACGUCUACCAAACUGAGGCAGGGGCGAACACUGCGGCAACUCUGGCAGAGCCGAAGACCCGUGCCUCGCCAGAAGCUGCGGCUGAGGGCGAGGCGAAGGACAAGCCGACUGCGGCUGCCGACUACAGGCCGCUCAGCACCAACAUCGCGGCUCUUGUAAUCGCGGAUGUGGCUGAGGCACGCGCGUACUCAGUAAAGGACACUACCGUGACGGUCAGCGGUCGGCCUUUUUCGGUGGAUGAGGUGGUGAUGCGCGAGGCGGUGAAGUCGAAGGCCAUGGAGACCAAGACGACGGGCCGGGUUCUGACCGCCUUUCUCAAAGGGUACAACGGUGCCGUCAUCGUGGCGGAUAGCACGGCGGUGGCUGCUAACGGAAUGGAAUCGCCGACAAUGAGCAUCCUCUUCUCGGCCGUCGCUGGUGCCCUCGAGAACACAGGCUGCAGGGGGGUGCGCGUGUCCAUCGCGCUCUUACGGGGGUCUGGUUCGGCGUGCGACUUGAGCGGCACCGCCGCGGAACUGAAACCGAUCGAGAUAUUAUCGUCUCCGCUGUUUGGUCCGAUCCUGCAAAACGCCGCACUGCACCGCAUUCGCGCGCAGGAGGAUCUGCAGAAGAUAGUAGACAAGGCGCGGGAGCAGGUGAGGCCGCUGUGGAAUGCGGAUAGUGCGGUGCACAUCACACUGCUGCAUUGCUUCGUGGAGGGUGACGAUGUGUACGUGUCGUCGCUGCUUUUCUCUUUCUCAUCGUCCGCAUGCAAACUGUACGAUCAGGUGCUGCGGCAGCAGAGGCACAGCAUGCACGACUUGUUUCGCUACGCCUUUGGCGGUGCCGCCACGACGGCGUUCGUCGUCUCAGUGGCCAAGGAGGACCAGGUAGCUGACGUUGUGGCGUCCCUCGGCACACAGCACUCGGCGAGUGUCUUGCGCAACCGCUCGCCGCGGCAGGGCAGCGUCAGGAACUUUAUCGCAUACACAAAGGCCUCGCUCGACAAGCGCCGUGGGCGGCUGGCGACUCUUUCGGACGACUCGACGGAGAAGGCGGCCAUGACCAAGGCCAUGGCUCCGAUGGAGCGCAUGCUGAGCGACCACGAGAAGGUAAUGGCGGACCCUGCGAGCAACUUCCCACAAGCCUACCCCGCAGAGAACGGCAGCGACAAAGAGGCCAACAGCGAGGCACCGGCUGCGGCCGGCGCGGCGAGGCAGGAAUUCGAUCGGUGUCUGACUGACAACGGGAACCGGGAUUUGCCGAGUGGCGAGCAGCCGCGGCAGUCGCCUCAGAAGCCGGCCGCCGGCAGCACUCCUAGCGCACGCCCAGAGGAGCCGAUCGCCGGCUUCGCGGAGCUGCGUGUAGUGGCCUUCGUGGGGCGCGACGUGGCGGAGGGUGCGAAGCAGCUUUCGCUUGGCAGCAAAGACUACACGGUUGAUGAGAUCGUGAAACGCAUGAGGAGCUCCAGCGGCACCACGACGGGGCCGUCGGUCAAGAUGGCUGAUAUCGAGUCGCGCUUUGCUGGGGUGCACAAUUGCUCUCUCAUCUCCGCCAGCUCGGUGACGGAUGCCAUCUCGGCCGAAGAGCCGGUGUGGAUGUACUUCCAAAAGUGCCUCAACAGCGCCUUCGCCGGUGGCAAGCCUGGCGAAGAGAUGUGCGUCGACCUCUCCUUCGCGGUCGUGUCGGCGGACGAGCUUUUGGCAGACCUGCUGUCGGAUGAAACGACGGCGGAGACUAAGCCGCUCGAAAUUGUGUCGUCGCCUAUCUACGGCCCACGCAUCCACAAUACCCGCUCGGUUGCGGUGCGCAGCGCGGACGAGGUGGCAAAGAUGAUGGAAAAGAUUCACCUUCGCGCGGAGAGCCACCUCGGCGCGAUCCGCACCGGCGACGUGAUGGUGGUCGGCACGGCGCUGCUGCGCCGCCGGACGAGCGAGGGUGAUGUACUCGUGGCGUCGCUGAUGGGUACGCUGACAGGGCCUUCGGUGAAGGCGUACAAGGAGGCAGCGGAGAAGGCGCCAGUGGCGCGGCGCACGCUGCUGAGUGGCGCCUAUGGCGGUCCCAGCGCUACCGUCACAUUGCUGAAUAUCGGCGCUGAGGAUGAGUCGGCGCAGGGCAUGUUGUCCACUGCCAUGGCGCUUAGCAAAAACCAGCGCAACCUCGUCAGCCGCUCCGGUGGUGUCGAGGCAUUUGUGCGAUUUAUCGAGGGCACAAUGAAGCGCGAACAGGCGCGCGCCGCGGCUGCGUCGGGGGAAGCGAAGGAGCUCCACCUGCAAAAGAUGAAUCGCCUGCAGCCCGUCAUCGAGGACCACAAGAAGCUGCUGCACGACUUCACGGCUCCCAUCCCCGCUUACCCGAUCACAAGAUCAAGCAGCAGAGACACCCCAAAGGCGGAGAGGAAGGGUGCCACCGUCCCUGGCACGUCGUCUGCCAGCGCCGCCAUCUCCAGUGGGCCGAGGAAGGCGCCGCAGUCUACCAAGGUUCCGACGCCGGGCAGCACCACCAAGAAGGAGCUGGCGGAGCCCAACCGCAUCCAGACUGUCGUGGUUGUCACGCCGAAUCGAAAGACACUAUCCUCGACGGCCGUGGUACCGGUGACACGGGCGGACGAGACGCACAUUACGAUACGGAUCGCUGGCGAGCAGCGCACCGUCGAGUGCGAUGAGGCGGUGAGUCGCCUCGACCACUUCUCCGCCGUGCGCUCCGACAAGCUGAGCGCCGUGGCCCAGCAUUUCGUCUCCGGCUUUAACACCGCCAUCCUCUGCUGCGACGUAGGAGGGUCCAGCGCUGGGCCCACCGCGUGCGCCAAGACCGUGCACCACGCUAUCCAGGCGAAGCCGGAGAACUCCGAGCUCUACAUGUCCAUCACCGCCGUCAAGGAUGACGGCAACGCCAAGGACCUGCUGGCGCCGAGCGGCAGCAGCGGCUACACCCCUUUGAAGGUGAGCAACUCCCUCAUCUUCGGUCCGUGGGUUCACGGAGCGACCAUGGCGCGCCUUGUUAGUGUAGCCCAGUUUGACGGCGCCUUCAGCGCCGCGUACGUGGAGGCUACAAAGGACGGGGCAGCGUGUGUUGUGAGUCUCGUUCUAAAGGCAAUGGAGAAGAAGGACGUCAUUGUGAACAGUCUGCUGGUGUCUCUGAGCACGCAACUCAACGCGCACGCGGCGGCGGUGAGCGCGCCGCUCAAGGCGGAUCGCAAGCUUUAUCAGUACGCCGUGCAUGGCAGCUGCCUCUGUGUCGGCCUCCUCGGCCUACCUGACAAGGUGGACAAGGAGGGGAUCGCAGAAUGUCUUGAAGUGUAUGCGAAGAUGCGAACUAUCGAGAACCGCCCCUUGCGCAGUGGCAGUGUGCGGCGUUUUCUCGCCUACUCUAUCAAGGCCGCGGCAGAUGUGAAGUCCCGCGCCGAGCGCGUCACGGACGAGCUGGAGCGCGCUAUGUACAAGCAGCGGCUCGCUUCGCUGGAGAAGAUGGUCGGCGACGCGCGUGCGCUAAUCGAGUCGCCAGAGGGUCGAAUCCCAACCACGUACAUGUGA